AUGAAUUCCUAUGAGAUCCACAACGCGCUUGUAGACUUUUGCCGCGCGCGACCUUUGAGGGAAAAUAGCAGCAGACCCGCCAAAUUUGAUUUUGCUGAAUCUAGCAACCUGGAAAAUUCAACGACCUCUGGAUGCGGUGAAAUUGGUGAUUGUAUUACUAUAAACUGUGAUAAUAAAUGCGGCUGUGAUAGUUCAUCCGCGGUAUUAUUCUACAACGAAACAUUGGAUGAAUGUGUUGUCAAUGUAAAGAAACUUUUACAAACGCUGACGGAAAAAUAUAAUAAUCAAGAUAAGAUUCGACUGAAUGUUGAAAGAGUUUUUCAAGGAGUAAUAUUCUCAGGAAUAUUAUUUGGAUCAUGUGCUUCAUUAUGCGUCAUUACAGCCUGUAUUUAUUGUAUUCGAAUUAACUACGAGGAUACACGCCUUAAAAACGAUGUCGAAGCUUUAGCUGUCAAGUUGAAAAGAGAAUGUCGAUUUAAAAAUAUGUCCACCAAACAGCCAACGCAACCAGUCUCUGAGAGUUGUAAUAUUAUUGUAGAGGAAGCUGGAGUUUUUGUUGUAUAAUAUGAUUUAGAAAUA
Messenger RNA from Vanessa tameamea, 579 nucleotides. RefSeq lists its product as uncharacterized. The transcript has 7 exons. Lineage: Eukaryota; Metazoa; Arthropoda; Insecta; Lepidoptera; Nymphalidae. The record is from RefSeq and is a predicted model, not a curated record. Bases 1 to 564 code for a protein of 187 amino acids.